Molecule: messenger RNA, 3506 nt
Organism: Procambarus clarkii (red swamp crayfish)
Lineage: Eukaryota; Metazoa; Arthropoda; Malacostraca; Decapoda; Cambaridae
Product: pyruvate dehydrogenase phosphatase regulatory subunit, mitochondrial
Cellular component (GO): mitochondrion
Molecular function (GO): oxidoreductase activity; protein binding
Source: RefSeq, a predicted model, not a curated record
GUUGGCUUCGUUCUCGUGUCACAAAUCUGGGCUCCCGGCUUCACUUCCCGGAUAGGACAGAAAUGUUGAGCAUGUUUUAUAUGUUCUGUUCAUCUAAUCCUUCUGUUCAUGUGGCAGUAAGAUGGUAGCCUGGACAUAAGUCAGCUUUUGUGGGGUUGCAUCAUAGGGAAGGUCAGUUACAAGGGUGAGGAGGGGAAGCAGCCAUGUUCCGAAAUGUGAGCCACCGCUGCAGAACACUAGGGUCUGUGUAUCCCCAUCAUCACGUCGGGCAUUGUCACACUGGGGUGCAGUCAGAGGUUCUGAAGGGCUCUUGGUACCCUCCACAUGAGUACCAUUACCAUGGCCAUGAAGAAGGGCCAACUAUAGCAUCUACAUUACCAUUAGAUGAAAUACUACCCAAAAAGGCAAAGGUGGUAGUGUGCGGGGGCGGAAUGGUCGGCACCUCAGUACUGUAUCAUCUGGCAAUGCUUGGCUGGAGUACGGAUAUUGUUAUGCUGGAGCAGGGAAGAAUUGGUGGGGCGUCCUCUUGGCGGGGAUCGGGGUUUCUUGGUGGCGUGAAACUUAUUAGACCAGAAAUGAGUAUUCUUCAGUCGAGUCAAGAACUGGCGCGAGCAUUGGCUGAAGCAGGACAUGACACGGGAUGGAAGCGGUGUGGUGGACUUCAUCUUGCUCGUACCCGUGAUAGAAUGACUCACUUUCGUAAAAUGAAAUCCAUUGCCGAAGCCCGAGGGACGGAAUGUUACACCCUUACAGCGGAGGAAGUGUCUCAGAAGUGUAAUAUUCUCAACACGUCAGAUGUUGUGGGUGCAAUGUGGGUGCCUGAAGAUGGUGUGUGUGACCCAUACAAGCUCACUUACACUCUCCUCAAGUUAGCGUUACAACGCGGCUCACAGGUGGUGGAAGAAUGCCAGCUGUCACGCUUUGUUGUGCAUGAUCGGCGUGUAAUUGCCGUCGAGACCAGCAAGGGUAUGAUAGAAUGCGACUAUGUGGUAAAUACUGGUGGUAUGUGGGCAAGGAAACUUGGCCUGAUGUCUGAACCUCGUGUUAAGGUGCCAGUUCAUCCUGCGGAACAUUAUUUCCUUUACACUCAACCACUUGAAGGAAUAGAUCCUAUGAUGCCAGCUAUAAGAGAUCCAGAUGCAAAUAUCUACAUAAGAGAGUUCAACGGAGGGUUUCUGUGCGGAGGAUUUGAAAAAUGGGCCAAACCCUCGUUUGAGCAAGGGGAUCUUCCAGGUCAGUUGCAUCAGCGUGAGUUGCUUGAGGAUUGGGAUCACUUCCAUGUCUUACUGAAAGAGAUGCUGCAUCGCGCUCCUAUAAUGAAGAAUUGUGUCCUUGGCCGUCUCUAUAACACUGCAUGUGCGUUUUCAAUGGACCACAGAUGGAUAGUUGGAUUGGUGCCUGAGCUUGAGAAUUAUUUUGUGGCUGCUGGGUUAAGAAGUGGCGGGAGCACUGCGGCAGGAGGCAUUGGCUCUAUGAUUGCUAACUGGAUUGUAAAGGGAACUCCACCCAUGGAUGCAUAUGACCUUGAUGUCCUGCGCUUUCUGCCCGCUCACAAUAAUAGACGAUUCUUGUCUGACCGUGUGCGAGAGGUUCCUGGAGUUCAUUACAGUAUUGCAUACCCGUUUGCGGACUUCAAAACGGGACGAUGCCUGCGGAUGUCUCCAAUAUUCCCUAAACUGAAGACUGCAGGGGCUGUUUUUGGCCAAGUAAUGGGCUAUGAACGGCCCAGCUAUUUUAAAAGACAAGAAAAUACAAAUUCAAAAGAUUACGAUAAUGAGAAUGAUGCGGAAAAUUCUGCACCAUUCCAAAUGGCAUUCACCAACACCUGGACAAAGCCGGAUUGGUUUAAUUCUGCGGCAGAAGAGUAUGCGGCGUGCAGGGAACGUGUUGCAAUUUUAGAUUAUUCGUCUUUUGCAAAGUUCGAUGUGUGGUCAAAGGGGAAUGAAGUUGUUGAAGCGUUGCAGUACCUGUGUAGUAAUGAUGUUGAUAUACCCGUUGGUGGUAUUAUACACACUGGCAUGCAGAACGCAUACGGAGGCUAUGAAAAUGACUGCUCUUUGGCACGUAUUGCUCACAACCACUACAUGAUGAUAGUACCCACCAUCCAGCAGACUCGGUGUGGCACGUGGCUGAAGCGUAAUCUUCCAGCUGAUGGUUCAGUAGUACUAAGUGAUGUUACGUCCAUGUUUACUGCCAUAUGCAUUAUGGGUCCGUUGGCAAAGAAUGUCUUGUCAGAGUUGACAGAUGUGGACCUCUCAACCAAAGCCUUUCCAUUUUUCUCAUUCAAGGAGAUAGACGUGGGUCUUGCCAAUGGUAUUCGUGCAAUGAACAUUACCCACACAGGAGAGCUUGGAUGGGUAUUAUAUAUACCUAAUGAGUUUGCGUUACAUGUGUAUGACAACUUAGUGUCGGUGGGGAAGAAGUACAACAUGCUCCACUGUGGCUAUUAUGCAAUGCGGUCGUUGAGGAUUGAGAAAUUUUAUGCAUUUUGGGGCCAAGACUUGGACUCGACAACCACCCCUCUCGAGUGUGGCCGCGGCUUCCGCGUUAAACUCAAUAAGAACAUCGACUUCAUUGGGCGAGAAGCAUUAGAGAAGCAGAAGAAGGAAGGUGUUAAGAGGUUAUAUGUGCAGCUGCAGCUGGAGGACCACAACCCAGAAGUGGACCCGUGGGCUUGGGGCGGUGAGCCGAUAUACCGUAAUGAUGUGUUUGUUGGUGUGACGACUACCACUGGUUAUGGCUUUACACUUAAUAACUUGAUCUGUCUUGGUUUUGUGCGGAAGUAUGACGAAAACGGAGAGAUGGCGUAUGUGACUGCGGACUACGUAAUGGCUGGUCAUUAUGAGGUGGACAUUGCUGGUGUGAGAUACUCGGCAAGUGUUAGACUACGCUCUCCCACUCUUCCAUCCAAGUUCCCCGAGACUCAAGAUACUAAUAGAUACCUUGCAACACAAACUUAAAACAGCAUUGAUCUAAAUUAGAAGAGGAGUCUGACAACAUUCUUAAACCCAAAGAAAUGUAAUUCCUUGGAACAAGAACAGAUGUAUGUGAUGCCAUUUAGUUAUAAUGAAUCUAGUCAUUGUUAUUUUAAAUUGAUAGAAAUUUCCCCAUAGUAAAAAGACUCAUCACUUGCUGGCUACAGGUGAACAUUACAUUGUAUAUAGAGUACUGUAUGUAGAUUAAGACUGUCUUGAUGACCAGACCACACACACUAGAAGGUUCGGUCCAUCCUGGACCACACAAUCGACUUGAGAAUGGUACAGGACGAACCGAAACGUCGUCGUCCCUUCACCUUCUAGUGUGUGGUCUGGUCAACAUACUUCAGCCAUGUUAUUGUGACUCAUCGCCUGCUUAAGACUGUCACGACAGUAGCGAUGUUUUGCUCGAACAAAUAACUUGCUUCUGUGGCCUUGUUGCUGCAAAACUUUGAAGUUUUUAAUUUUGUUUUGUAUAAAUGAGAAUUUGUUACUGUAGUGUAAAGGAUAAAUACAUGUUAUAUUAGCUCA